GCCAUGGCGUUGAAGAUGGUGAAGGGCAGCAUCGACCGCAUGUUUGACAAGAACCUACAGGACCUGGUGCGCGGAAUCCGCAACCACAAGGAGGAUGAGGCAAAAUACAUCUCCCAGUGCAUCGAUGAGAUCAAGCAGGAGCUAAAGCAGGAUAACAUUGCAGUGAAAGCAAAUGCCGUCUGCAAACUUACAUAUUUACAGAUGCUGGGCUAUGACAUCAGUUGGGCUGCUUUCAAUAUUAUUGAAGUCAUGAGUGCAUCAAAGUUUACAUUCAAACGAAUCGGUUACCUAGCUGCCUCUCAGUGCUUUCACGAAGGGACUGAUGUAAUUAUGUUGACUACUAAUCAGAUCCGAAAGGAUCUGAGUAGCCCUAACCAGUAUGAUACUGGAGUUGCACUGACUGGCUUGUCCUGUUUUGUUACUCCAGAUCUUGCCAGGGACUUGGCAAAUGACAUCAUGACACUGAUGUCUCAUACAAAGCCUUAUAUCAGGAAGAAGGCAGUGUUAAUCAUGUACAAAGUUUUUUUGAAAUACCCAGAGUCCCUCCGUCCCGCAUUUCCUCGCCUUAAAGAGAAACUUGAAGAUCCAGAUCCUGGUGUGCAGUCUGCUGCAGUAAAUGUUAUUUGUGAGCUGGCUCGACGCAAUCCCAAAAACUACCUUUCCCUUGCUCCACUCUUUUUCAAGUUGAUGACGUCGUCAACCAAUAAUUGGGUUCUCAUUAAAAUUAUAAAACUGUUUGGUGCUCUUACUCCAUUAGAACCUAGGCUGGGAAAGAAACUGAUUGAGCCUCUGACCAACCUCAUCCAUAGCACCUCAGCCAUGUCUCUCUUAUAUGAAUGUGUGAACACAGUAAUAGCAGUCCUGAUCUCGCUGUCCUCUGGGAUGCCCAAUCACAGCGCCAGCAUCCAGCUUUGUGUUCAGAAGUUAAGGAUAUUGAUAGAAGAUUCGGACCAGAACUUGAAAUACCUGGGACUGUUAGCUAUGUCCAAAAUCCUGAAAACGCAUCCUAAGUCAGUUCAGUCUCACAAGGAUCUCAUUCUCCAAUGUCUGGAUGACAAAGAUGAGUCUAUCCGACUCAGAGCUUUAGAUCUGCUGUAUGGCAUGGUAUCAAAGAAGAACUUGAUGGAGAUAGUGAAGAAACUGAUGAUUCACGUGGAUAAAGCAGAAGGGACGACAUACCGGGAUGAGCUGCUGACCAAAAUCAUAGAUAUUUGUAGUCAGUCCAAUUAUCAAUAUAUCACAAACUUUGAAUGGUACAUAAGCAUCUUGGUGGAGCUGACCCGGUUGGAAGGGACGCGGCAUGGGCAUCUUAUAGCAGCUCAGAUGUUAGAUGUAGCUAUCAGAGUUAAAGCCAUUCGUAAAUUUGCAGUUUCUCAAAUGGCCAUGCUUCUGGACAAUGCUCAUCUCAUAGCCAGCAACACCCAGAGAAAUGGGAUCUGUGAGGUGCUUUAUGCUGCUGCUUGGAUAUGCGGGGAGUUCUCCGAACACCUUGAAGAAGCGAACCAAACUUUAGAAGCAAUGUUGAGGCCUAAAGUUACAACUCUGCCAGGCCACAUCCAGGCAGUUUAUGUCCAGAACAUGGUGAAGCUCUAUGCCUCCAUCCUGCAGCAGAAAGAGCAAUCUGGGGAAAAGGAAGCAGCUCAGGAAAUUACACAGCUGAUGAUUGAGCGUUUGCCUCAGUUUGUGCAGAGUGCAGAUCUAGAAGUUCAGGAGAGGGCUUCUUGUAUCUUGCAACUAAUAAAAUACAUUCAGAAGCUACAAAUAAAAGAAGUACCUGUAGCUGAGGAAGUAAUUGCCCUGUUUGCUGGUGAGCUGAACCCAGUGGCUCCUAAAGCACAGAAGAAAGUCCCAGUUCCGGAGGGCUUGGACCUGGAUGCCUGGAUCAAUGAACCUCCAUCAGACAGCGAGUCUGAAGAUGAAAAGCCCAAAACAAUUUUUCAUGAUGAGGAACAAAGGCAUUCCAGACACAGACAGCCAGAAAUAGAUGAAGAGGAACUGGCCAGA
This is a messenger RNA of Mesitornis unicolor (brown roatelo), 2004 nucleotides long. RefSeq names its product adaptor-related protein complex 3, delta 1 subunit (gene AP3D1). The record is from RefSeq and is a predicted model, not a curated record. Gene Ontology annotation, biological process: anterograde synaptic vesicle transport; Golgi to vacuole transport; neurotransmitter receptor transport, postsynaptic endosome to lysosome. The transcript is spliced from 17 exons. Gene Ontology annotation, cellular component: endosome membrane; terminal bouton; presynaptic endosome. NCBI's taxonomy places the organism in Eukaryota, Metazoa, Chordata, Aves, Mesitornithiformes, Mesitornithidae. The annotation marks the transcript as partial.